Molecule: messenger RNA, 529 nt
Organism: Leptidea sinapis
Lineage: Eukaryota; Metazoa; Arthropoda; Insecta; Lepidoptera; Pieridae
Product: cytochrome c oxidase subunit 6A, mitochondrial-like
Exons: 3
Coding region: 79-405 (108 amino acids)
Biological process (GO): mitochondrial electron transport, cytochrome c to oxygen
Cellular component (GO): mitochondrial inner membrane
Molecular function (GO): enzyme regulator activity
Source: RefSeq, a predicted model, not a curated record
UCAAUUUGUCAAAUGUCAUAACGAAAAUUUUAUUGAUUUGAUACCUACUCGACUUAGUAUUUAUCAAAAUAAUUUGCAAUGGCUUUAUAUAUUCAAAGAGCUGCUCUUCAAUAUGCUAAGCAAAAUGCUCGUUUAGCAUCGCAUGCGGCAACAGCUGGUGGCCACGGUGGUGGUUGGAAAUUCUGGAGGAAUGUGUCCUUCUUUGUGGGAUUCCCUGCCGUUGGUUUGGGUAUGCUGAAUGCUUAUCUUGCACACCAAGAAGCACACCAUGAACGCCCACCCUUCAUUCCCUAUGAGUACUUGCGUAUUCGUACAAAGCGUUUCCCAUGGGGUGAUGGCCAGAAGUCUCUCUUCCACAACCCUCAUGUAAAUGCAUUGCCAACUGGAUAUGAAGAUGAUCAUUAAAUUUAGUCUUAAAAUGUCUGUAUUAGAAAUUUGAAGUGUUAUUGUGAAGAGAAUAAAUCUGAAAGUAACAUGUUUGAACUAGAAUUAUGUGUUAAAUAAAUAUUUAUGUAGGCAUAUUGUUAUA